ACAAUCGCUGAUAAGUAUCAAGGCCCAAAAAACUAUUAAAAAAAUAUACGAUGUUAUCAAAAAUUAUAACUAUAUUUUAUCUGGGAAUACUUUCACUCUGCUGUUUGUCUAUAAAGCACAUAUCUACUAAUUGGAAAUUACUUAUUCUUUAAAUUGAAUGAUUAACGAAUAAAAUGGUCAAUGAAUUCAAGGUUCUUAGAUUGCUAUAGUUCUGCCUUACAUGACUAUGUGUCACAUAUUGUUAUCAGUACAUGUAUCAAUUUGUAUAGAGAACAUAGUUUUAUUACAGCAGAACUACUAGUUCUAUUACAGCAUUUAAAAGGAACUGACACUGGAUUUAUUUUAAGUUUCUUAAGUUUAUCUAUAUAAUUUGAAAUAAUUGAAAAUUAUAUUAAACUUACAUUAAUCAUGGAAGAAAAUUAUAAAGAAGUACAUCUCGAUAUCACACUAGAUGAAAAUGAUGUUAAAAAUGGAGCCAUAGAAAUUAUAAAGCAAAUAAGACCAUCUUGGCCAUUGGAUCAACUACAAUUCAAGUUUUUUAAUCAUGGAAUAACUAAUAAACUUGUAGGAUUAUGGUAUCCAGGUUAUUACAAUGAUAUGGUUUUAAUUAGAAUUUAUGGGCAUAAAACAGAUUUGCUUGUUAAUCGAAAAAAUGAAAAAAAAGCUAUUAAGAUAUUACAUAAAAUUGGUUUUACACAUUCCCUUUAUGCAACAUUUAAUAAUGGUUUCGCCUAUGAAUUUCUUGAGGGUGAUAUACUUACCACUGAAACUGUUAAACAACCAGAAAUUUAUAAAUUAGUAGCUAAACGAAUGGCAGAGAUGCAUGCAAUCGAACUUAAUCAAAGUGAAGUAUCCAAAGAACCAAUUAUUUGGAAAAAAACUGAAAAAUUUAUGGAGUUUAUGCCUAAAAAAUUUUCUAAUCCUUGUAAACAGUUAAGAUUUGCGAAAUUAAUAAAGCCUUAUACCACAUUGGAAAAAGAAUAUCAGUUUUUAAAGGAACAAUUGUCAAAUUUAAAUAGUUCUAUAGUAUAUGCACAUAAUGAUCUUUUAUUAUCAAAUAUAAUUUAUAAUCAAAAGAAAAAUAGUGUAACUUUCAUUGAUUAUGAAUAUACUGGAUAUAACUAUCAAGCCUUUGAUAUAGCCAACCAUUUUAUAGAGUUUGGAGGUAUUGAUUCUCCUGACUAUUCCUUAUAUCCUGAUGAAAGUUUACAAAAAGCAUGGUUAAAAAUAUAUUUAGAAUCAUAUUAUAAAAGAAAUAAUAUACUUGAAAGUGAAAUUGACCAAUUAUAUAGUCAAGUGAAUAAAUUUGUUCACUUAACACACUUCUUUUGGGGUUGUUGGGCUCUUAUACAAAGCCAAUAUUCGUAUAUCGAUUAUGAUUUUUUGGGGUAUGCAGCAAUAAGAUUCAAUGAAUAUUUUAAAAACAAGACAAAUUUUUAAUUUAUAAUGAGAAGAAAGGAAUUAAAUCAACUACUGAUGUCAUUUAUGUAAACAUUCCAUAUAAUUUAUAUAUUACAAAACUUUUUUAUUUUCAAUUUUCUAUAUAAGCAAAAAAUUAAUAAAUAGUAAUAUAUUUCGUAAAAUUCUUCAUGGUAUUA
Vespula pensylvanica (western yellowjacket) is the source of this 1598-nucleotide messenger RNA. It is a transcript of the gene eas, whose product is annotated as ethanolamine kinase. Gene Ontology annotation, molecular function: ethanolamine kinase activity. The record is from RefSeq and is a predicted model, not a curated record. The coding region runs from base 409 to 1440 and encodes 343 amino acids. Gene Ontology annotation, biological process: phosphatidylethanolamine biosynthetic process. The transcript has 8 exons. Gene Ontology annotation, cellular component: cytoplasm. Lineage: Eukaryota; Metazoa; Arthropoda; Insecta; Hymenoptera; Vespidae.